AUGGUUCAUGGGGUGCUAUUCGUUCUAAACCCUGGCACGAGGGACAGCGGCGGUAGGAGAUACCCGGUGAUCGUGUUCGUGCACGGUGAGAGCUACGAAUGGAGCAGCGGCAACCCUUACGACGGCAGCGUGUUGGCAAGCUACGGGGGCGUCGUUGUUGUUACCAUAAAUUACAGACUCGGCAUUUUGGGCUUUCUAAAUGCUAACACGGAUUCGCACUUACGGUCGCCGGCGAAUUACGGUCUGAUGGACCAGAUCGCGGCGUUGCACUGGGUGCAGGAGAACAUCGGCUACUUCGGCGGCGAUCCCGGGAACGUGACGUUGAUCGGCCACGGAACGGGCGCCGCCUGUGUAAACUUCCUGAUGACCAGUCACGCGGUGCCUGACGGACUCCUGUUCCAUCGCAGCGUUCUAAUGUCUGGCAGCGCGCUUUCACCGUGGGCGCUGGUGAGAGGAGCCGCGAAUUACGCUCUGCAAGUUGCCAAACAUCUAAAUUGCUCGUGGGCCGCGAGUGAUCCUCAGGCAUUGCUGAGAUGCUUGAGGAAAGUGCCACUGAACGCGUUGGUCUCGGUGCCCGUCAAGGGAUUGGAAUUCGCCCCCGCGUUUGGACCGAGUAUAGACGGCGUCGUAAUUGAUCCGGGUGAUCCAGACGAUCAGGACAUCACCCUGCAGGUCGACACGAUCAAUACGCUGAAUAACAUCCUGCUGCGGAAGGACGUUGUGGCCAAACUAUCGAGGUACGAUCUGAUGAUCGGUGUGGUGCGUUCAGAAGCGUACUUUUCUUUGACCGCGAACGACGCGCUAUACGGCAUCGAAGCCGAUAGGAGGACGAAAAUUCUCCGAGAAUUCGUUCGUAACACGUACACGUAUCACCAGGCGGAGAUCCUGGCGACGAUUAUCAACGAGUACACGGAUUGGGAGCGGCCUGUGCAGCAUCCGGUUAACAUAAAAGACGAAACGCUCGAGGCACUAGGAGACGCGAACACGGUGGCGCCAGCUACGAGAACGGCGGAUCUCCACAGUGAAUCGCGCCGAAACUCUUACCUCUAUGUGUUCGAUUACCAGACGAAAUUCGGCGACUAUCCUCAGAAGCCAGGCUGCAUCCACGGCGAGGAUCUGCCAUAUUUUUUUGGAGCACCGAUCGUAGGCGGUCUGUCCCAUUGGCCGAAGAAUUACACGAAAACAGAGGUGACGCUCUCCGAAAGCGUGAUACUCUACCUGACGAACUUCGCGCGUACCGGGAACCCGAACGAGGGCACGCCGGAGUUCGGACCGAUGCGACCGGAACGAACGAAAGGCAGGAACAUCGAUUGGGUCGAGUACGAGGCGGUGCACAAGAAAUACCUGAGCAUAGAACCCAAGUCGAAGCUGAAGAACCACUACAGGGCGCACAGACUCUCCUUUUGGCUGAACCUAGUGCCAGACCUCCAUAAGCCCGGAUCGGACGACGUUCCUAGGUCGCAUCAUCUACUCGACACUGAACAGGUGCCGCCAAGGUUCAUCCAAAGGAUACCAACGACAACCAAAAUGACCACGUCGGAAGUGACCGUACCGGAGAAGCAGCUGAACGUCUCGACCGCCACGCCGAGCGAGCUAGCCUUCGAGGAUACAACGACGCAACCCGAGGACGGGUUCGCUGCUUACUCGACCGCCCUCAGCGUGACGAUAGCGAUCGGCUGCAGCUUGCUGAUCCUGAACGUGUUGAUAUUCGCGGGUGUUUACUAUCAACGGGACAAGAGCAAUCAGCACAACUGCUCCAAGAAGCGACAAGAGAACGGACAGAUGCCGAACAACAUAUGCGGGGACCUGGAGACCAAGACGGCGGAGAGGCAUCACAUUCAGCACAUACCGCCCCCGGAAUUCGCAGAUUUGCAAAAUAACAGCUGCCACGUGCCAAUGCCACCGCCACCGCCGAAGAACACCAAACCAGGGAAGCCAGGGCAGAAUCUGAUCAUCAGCCCUAAUCAGCUUCAACAGGAGAACAUGGCGAUGACCGGGACCGGGACAUUGAAGAAAGGCCAUAAUCAUCAGCAACAGGUCAUGGACGAGCUGAGGGUCUGACUCCGGGAGAACGUUGUAGGUGCGGAACAAUUAACGGGGACAAUUGAUAGAGUGAAGAAGGGUAUGAAC
This is a messenger RNA of Dufourea novaeangliae, 2130 nucleotides long. RefSeq names its product neuroligin-1-like. The transcript has 11 exons. The record is from RefSeq and is a predicted model, not a curated record. NCBI's taxonomy places the organism in Eukaryota, Metazoa, Arthropoda, Insecta, Hymenoptera, Halictidae. Gene Ontology annotation, biological process: postsynaptic membrane assembly; synaptic vesicle endocytosis; chemical synaptic transmission. Gene Ontology annotation, molecular function: neurexin family protein binding; signaling receptor activity. Gene Ontology annotation, cellular component: synapse; cell surface; postsynaptic membrane. Bases 1 to 2061 code for a protein of 686 amino acids.